AUGGAUGUAGAGCCGACUCCAGAGGAGCUAGCUGUAGUGAUCAUCCAGCAGGCCACUCGAGGCCUGCUGGCCAGGCGAGAGCGGGUCCGGAGACAGAAGGAAAAACAGGACUAUGAAGACCUUAUGGAUCGCUUGGAGAAAGAGGCUUUUGUGGCACUAGUACGAAGAGAACAGGAAGAGGACGAGAGGAAGAGGAAGAAGGACGAGGACGAGAGGAAGAGGAAGAAGGAAGAGCAACUUCUGCGAACCCGACUUCUGGAAGCAGCGUUUGAUGGAGAGGCAGAGGAAGUGUUAGCAAUUCUGAAGGAGGUCUCUGAUAGGGACACAAAGCGUGGUCUUGGGUUGGAUGAAGCAGGCAAACACCAGCGGCUGUUAAACCAACUUUGCAUGAUUAACAUCACAGACGCCAACGGCAACACAGCAGUGUCAGAAGCAGCAGGUGGGGGUCAGCCGGAAGUCAUCACCCUAUUGGUGGAGAGCGGUGCGGACAUAAACACACGGGGUGCGUUUGGACGGACGCCAAUCUACAGAGCUGCGUUUGGAGGCCAUCUUGGCGCAGUGCAGACCCUUCUACAGCUGGGGGCAGACCUGAGGACCCAUGCAGAUGAUGGUAGUACUCCAGAGCAGGUGGCUUCUGGAGAGGCUGUGAUUGCCGCUUUACAGAACUGGGAUCUGAGUGCCACUGACUCCAUGCUGACGAAGAUGAAGGCAGAGGAACAGAGGAGGGCGGAGGAAGACAAAAAGCAGAACGAGGCGGAGACUCAUCGUGCAAACAAAAAAUGGCCUGUGUUUUCCCUCAGCCUGAAAGGGGAGGUGGAGCAGCUCCAGAACGAGCAUGAGCGAUGCCAGAGAGAGCUGCAGAAGGCCUUCGUUGAGCUGAAUAAGAGGAUCACAGAACAUGACAAAUGUGUGAGGAAGGGUAUGGAGGAGCAGGCUAAAGUCACGUUGCAGGUGGUUCAUGAUGCUGAAGAUGUGUUGGCGAAAGCUCAAAUAGCAGCUCAUGAGGCUGCAGAGCAACUAUCCCUUGCCAAGCUGACACUGAGAGAGCAGUCUGAUGCUGUCCUGGACCGUGGUGGGGUUCGUUGCCUGGUUGGGGACCUUGAGGAAGUUCUUAUUAAAGACGUAGGCGGCAAGAUCAAGCAGGAUGGCAGGUGGCCCCUGCUUGUGGAUACCUCUGGUCAGGCUGCCACAUUUCUACGCUACAGAGACACUAACUACCUGGAUGCCUUGCACCCUGGAGACAUUCAGCCUGACAAACUGAGGCUCGCUCUACUGGGGGCCAUCAGGUUCGGAAAGCCCUUGGUUAUUAACAUGAUGGAGGUGGACUUGUUUGAGAGUGUACAGAAACAGCUAGACCAGGUGAACCCAGGGCUGAGUGAGCAGCUGAUGAACAAGGAGCUCCUGCAAGAAGAGAGGUACCUGAGCCUGGUGCGCUCCACAGAUGGUCCUCAGUAUGCCAGAACUGAGUUCAUGCUGGACCGCAUUGAGAAGUUCAGCCUGGUCAUGGUUACCAAACAGCGCCACCCACCUGAUGCACUGCUCACAGCAUUCUAUCCCAUCCAGGUCAUGCUGCGGGAACCCAAAAUAUGACGUUGCUGUUGCUCAAAAGUGUAAAAACUGUUGUUGUUUUUUUUUUACCACAAAACAUGUUUU
Messenger RNA from Coregonus clupeaformis (lake whitefish), 1653 nucleotides. Its product is annotated as IQ motif and ankyrin repeat domain-containing protein 1-like. The record is from RefSeq and is a predicted model, not a curated record. Bases 1 to 1590 code for a protein of 529 amino acids. Gene Ontology annotation, biological process: regulation of barbed-end actin filament capping. Lineage: Eukaryota; Metazoa; Chordata; Actinopteri; Salmoniformes; Salmonidae. Gene Ontology annotation, molecular function: protein binding. The transcript has 13 exons. Gene Ontology annotation, cellular component: nucleus; cytoplasm.